AAAUUCUUUCAAUUGAUCAUCAUGGAAAUCUUCUACUACUUUGUGCGUGCCUCUCUCAGAAAUUCUUUUACUAGUUUAUGACUAAUUAUAAAAAAUUCCAAUUCUCAAUCGGGUAAUAAUCUCGAACGCGGCCCCUGAACUAUCUGCGCCUAGUCACCGGAGAUUGCUCUUUAAAGCAAACUCGCACAGAGAUAGAAAUUCCCGACACGUCGUACGUAUAAAAGAAUUAACAGACAAACUCGUUAGAAGCAUCUUCAAGAAAACAGGCGGCCUCCCUUGCUGAUCUUAGAAUCGAGGAUAGAUGUUUCGUUGUCAUCUCUCCUCUUGUUCUCGAAACUUCUCAGAAUUGUAAAGUUGAUUUCCACACUUGCGUCAAGGGCUUGUAGAAGUGUUACAGUUGCGAAAAAAAACUGUGUUUGACCGAUGUAACUGGUGAUGAAUUUGGGGCUUUGGUUACGGGUCAGUCCAUGACCUGUGGGGUUUUGGAGGGAAAUUGAUGGCAGCCGUGAAUCCGCAACCUUUGCAGGCGCGUCCAUUCGAGAAACGCGUGCGGGACUCAGUACCAAUGGAGGACGACGACGGUGACUAUGAGGAUGGGGGUGCUAGUGGUGAUGCUAUGGAUGACUUGGAAGAGGGAAAUAUUAGUUCAGUGACUGUGCCAAACGACGGAGGAGUUGUUACGACUUCCCGAACUAGUGAGCUCACUCUCUCUUUCGAGGGUGAGGUUUAUGUGUUUCCUGCUGUGACACCGGAAAAGGUGCAAGCUGUUUUGCUGCUUUUGGGAGGACGUGAUGUGCCUGCAUGUGCUCCUUCUAUUGAAGUACCAUUUGAUGAAAGCAACAAGGGCAUAGGUGAUACUCCUAAGCAGUUGAACCUUUCAAGAAGAAUAGCCUCCUUGGUUAGGUUCCGUGAAAAACGCAAGGAAAGAUGUUUCGACAAGAAGAUUAGGUACUCUGUGAGAAAAGAAGUGGCGCAAAGGAUGCAUCGCAAGAAUGGGCAAUUUGCAUCCUCUAAAGAGAGUCCUGGUUCAUCUAAUUUGGAUUCUGCGGAAAGCUUUCAUCAGGAUGGCACUCAUUCCGGAACUUUACGUAGAUGUCAACAUUGUGGUGUUAGUGAAAAUAAUACUCCUGCAAUGCGUCGUGGUCCAGCUGGACCAAGGACUCUAUGUAAUGCAUGUGGCCUUAUGUGGGCAAAUAAGGGAACACUCAGAGAUCUCAGUAAGGGAGGGAGAAAUCUCUCUGUUGAGCAAAGUGAGCUGGAGACUCCUCUUGAAGUCAAACCUAUUAUCCUGGAAGGAGACUUGCUUGGCAUCCAUGACAAGCAGGGAAUUUCUGAAGAUCCUUCCAAGGCCGUUGCUGAAGGAUCUAAUAAUCAUGCUGUCAACCCAAGUGAUGAGGAAUUGCGGUCUGGUGAAUGCUUACCAAACGCACUGUCAUCAGGCUUUGUGCAUUCUUCAGCAAAUGAUGAGGAGCAGGAACCUCUGGCUGAGCUUUCUAAUCCUUCCGACACAGAUAUUGACAUUCCUGGAAACUUCAACUAGAAGGUAUGAGGUGCUUUAUAAUGUCAAGGAGUUGUAAAUACUUCUCCGGUCCUAAAUAUAAGACUUUUUUUGCAAUGUAAUUCUCAUUACAAAGAAAUCUUAUAUUUAGGGCUGGAAGAAUACUAAAUAUAGUAUCUGUACUAAUGGGAUCUGGCGAAGUGGUACGUGUUGAAUGAGACACCUGAGAGGCGUCAAAUCAAGUAAUGAUUGAAUAUAGUGCUAAAAAAUGUUGAAGUUCUCCCAUUAUCCGCCUCGAGGGGUUGUGAAAAAUAUGGCACAUCAUAUAGGGUCUUGGACUUGUUUAAUCAAACCUGAUUUUGAUGGUAAAAAUCAUCACAAGAAAUCGGAUGAAUCUUCAGCUGUGUACAAGUCUGAAGAAUGGACGUUGCUUGCAGCGGCUAAUUUGGAUGUUGAAUUUAGCAGGGUCAUAAUUAAUUAUUCUGACACGUCUUGAGUAUAGAUUUCCACUGGUGGGAUCGGGCUGAGAAAGAAGAAGCUUUGGAUCCGUUAUCUAUGUCCAAUCAUCUGUACAUAUACGUAAAAGGGUAGAUUAGUUUGUGUUGUGGUCUCUUGUUCUAUUUUUUUUUUUAAUAUAUUGUAUUUAAGGUAGAUGUACAUUAUGGUGCCAAAAAUCGCUAUAAUCAAUCAUCAUUGGCACCACUAUUUUUUAGGAUAAGUCAGGCGUAUGGUUAAAAAUUGAUUUGCUUCCUUGUCAAGUGUCAUUCAACACCGGUUUGCUCAGCUGUAACAUCUGUGGUAUUUUACAUUGAAGUUUGAAUAAAAAUGUCGUGAAUACUGAAAUAAUGAUUAUCGUU
Neltuma alba is the source of this 2355-nucleotide messenger RNA. RefSeq names its product GATA transcription factor 24. The record is from RefSeq and is a predicted model, not a curated record. Gene Ontology annotation, molecular function: sequence-specific DNA binding; protein binding; zinc ion binding. The transcript is spliced from 10 exons. NCBI's taxonomy places the organism in Eukaryota, Viridiplantae, Streptophyta, Magnoliopsida, Fabales, Fabaceae. The coding region runs from base 497 to 1540 and encodes 347 amino acids. Gene Ontology annotation, biological process: regulation of DNA-templated transcription.